AGCAAACUGCUACCCAGAAUGUCAGCUGCCAAGGGGUUCCGGUGGAACUGAGGGGCACAUAGUUGGUGCCUGGGAGCUGGCCUAUCUGGCCACUCUCUCCAGUGGGCAGGAAGUUCACUGGGGCCCCCUUCUGUGCAACCCCUUCUGCCAACUGGGGCACCUCAGCUCAGCCCAGAGUAGAGGUGUCAGGAAAUACCUCUCUACCCAAGCUUCCUCUCCCAGUUCCCAAACUUAGAGGCCCAGCAUAGGGCCUAGAAUUCACUCAGGCUUGGUGGCUGUUUGUUCAACAGUCAAUCAAUCAGCAUGGAUCACCGAAGCCGAUCUCGCAGCAGAGGCCUGAGCCGAAUCCCUGGGACUCAGUCCCGAACCCCCAGUGCCCCACUCCCCUUGCAUGUGGAACAGGAGGCCAGGGAAGGAGAAGAAUGGGAGCAGGGAGAGCUCGCUCGUCAGAGGACUGCUACCAACAUGCCCUUGGAAAGUGAAGAGUUGGCAGACAACGUUAUGAUUUCCAAGCCAGCACCUUAUUGGGAAGGAACCGCUGUGAUAAAUGGAGACUUUAAGGAGCUCAAGUUAACUGAUUAUCGUGGAAAAUACCUGGUUUUUUUCUUCUACCCACUUGAUUUCACUUUUGUGUGUCCAACUGAAAUUAUCGCCUUUGGUGAUAGAAUUGAAGAAUUCAGAUCCAUAAACACGGAAGUGGUGGCCUGCUCUGUUGAUUCACAGUUUGCCCAUUUGGCCUGGAUUAACACCCCUAGAAGGCAAGGAGGACUUGGGGCAAUAAAGAUUCCACUUCUUUCAGAUUUGACACAUCAGAUCACAAAGGACUAUGGCGUAUAUCUGGAAGACUCAGGCCACAGUCUUAGAGGUCUCUUCAUUAUCGAUGACAAAGGGAUCCUAAGACAGAUGACUCUGAAUGACCUUCCUGUGGGUAGAUCGGUGGAUGAGACACUGCGCUUGGUCCAAGCAUUCCAGUACACCGACAAACAUGGAGAAGUCUGCCCUGCUGGCUGGAAACCUGGUAGUGAAACAAUAAUUCCAGAUCCAGCUGGAAAACUGAAGUAUUUUGACAAACUGAACUGAAAAUACUUCCUCAGGCUAUGAUGCUUGAACGCUUUCAAUAAAGCACAAUUAAAAAAAAAAGUUUAAGGUCCUUACU
This is a messenger RNA of Eptesicus fuscus (big brown bat), 1156 nucleotides long. RefSeq names its product peroxiredoxin-4-like. Gene Ontology annotation, cellular component: endoplasmic reticulum; cytosol. NCBI's taxonomy places the organism in Eukaryota, Metazoa, Chordata, Mammalia, Chiroptera, Vespertilionidae. Gene Ontology annotation, biological process: cellular response to stress; response to oxidative stress; hydrogen peroxide catabolic process. The transcript has a single exon. Bases 304 to 1080 code for a protein of 258 amino acids. The record is from RefSeq and is a predicted model, not a curated record. Gene Ontology annotation, molecular function: thioredoxin peroxidase activity.